Messenger RNA from Knipowitschia caucasica, 348 nucleotides. The record is from the annotation of a GenBank genome assembly. NCBI's taxonomy places the organism in Eukaryota, Metazoa, Chordata, Actinopteri, Gobiiformes, Gobiidae.
AUGACAUCACCUCCUCCGGACGUGUUUUCUGCCCUCCGCGCCCCGACUGUGGCUCUGACCAACCUGCCGGCGAUAAAAGACAAGGACCCAAUCCAAACAGGAGCGUGGAUGGCUAUCGAUCAGGCCGGUUUUACGCUGAUGGGAGGAGCUCAGGACCGGAUCUCAAGCCACAAGGACGGCAGCACUGGAGAGUGGUUACCCCGUCUAAAGUCUGGGCCAAACGUAUGCAGUGACUAUAGGCACUUCCAGGAGCUCUUCCAAGUCCAGGCCCAGGCCCAGCUGCUGAGAAUUGGGGCCAAAAGUCUGGGUCUCCAUCUGUCCCCUGUCACAAAGCAGACCACAGCAUGA